Messenger RNA from Fragaria vesca subsp. vesca, 6986 nucleotides. Its product is annotated as ATP-dependent helicase BRM-like. The coding region runs from base 1 to 6762 and encodes 2253 amino acids. Gene Ontology annotation, biological process: positive regulation of transcription by RNA polymerase II. Lineage: Eukaryota; Viridiplantae; Streptophyta; Magnoliopsida; Rosales; Rosaceae. The record is from RefSeq and is a predicted model, not a curated record. Gene Ontology annotation, cellular component: nucleus. Gene Ontology annotation, molecular function: DNA binding; protein binding; ATP binding. The transcript is spliced from 14 exons.
AUGCAAUCCGGCGGCGGAGGUGGGCCCGGACGGACGGGAAGGGCUACGUCGACGUCGUCGGCUGCGUCGCCGUCGUCGUCGUCUUCGGCGGUGUCGACGCCGCACUUGGGGUUUGAUUCGGUGCAGCAGCAGCAGCAUCAGCAACAGCAGCAGCAGCAAAGACAGCAAUUGCAACAGCAAUUCUUAAGAAAGCCUGAAGGGAAUGAAGCUCUUCUAGCAUAUCAAGCUGCUGCUUUUCAAGGAGCUAUGGGUGGGAACAAUUUUGUUUCAGCUCCUGGAUCUUCUCAAAUGCCUCAACAACCUAGGAAGUUCAUGGAUAUGGCUCAACAGCAUGGCUCACAGGAGGGCCAGAAUAGGAGUCAAGGUGUUGACCAGCAAGUGCUAAAUCCAGUCCAUCAAGCUUAUCUUCAGUAUGCUUUUCAGGCUGCACAGCAGAAGUCUGGUUUGGCAAUGCAGUCACAGCAGCAAAAUAAAAUGGGGAUGUUGGGGCCUCCAUCUGGAAAGGAUCAAGACAUGCGGUCAGGAAAUUUGAAGAUGCAGGAAUUCAAUUCUAUGCAGGCAGCUAACCAGGCACAAGCAUCAUCUUCAAAAAACUUGUCAUCAAAGAACUCAUUGGAGCAUUUUUCUCGUGGAGAAAAGCAGAUGGACCAAGGACAGCCACCAGCUUCGGACCAAAGGAGUGAAUCUAAGCCUUCAGCCCAGCCAGCAACCGGAGGGCAAUUCAUGCCUGGAAAUCUCAUGAGGCCAAUGAUGGCUCCACAGCAAAGCAUGCAAAAUAUGCAAAACAACCAGAUGGCAUUGGCUGCUCAGUUGCAAGCAAUUGCACUUGAGCACAAUAUUGAUCUUUCACAACCCAACGUGAUGGCACAGCUAAUUCCAAUUGUGCAGUCUAGGAUGGCUGCUCAACAAAAGGCAAAUGAGAGCAACAUGGGUGCACAAUCAUCUUCUGCUCCAGUAUCAAAGCAGCAAGUUACUUCUCCUCAAGUUGCAAAUGAAAGUUCUCCUCGUGCUAAUUCAUCGAGUGAUGUAUCUGGGCAGUCAGGAUCUGCAAAAGCAAGGCAGCCAGUUUCACCUAGCCCUUUUGGCUCUGGUUCAAAUAGUGCGAUGUUUAACAAUAAUAACAACAUCCCUAUGCAGCAGUUUUCUGUUCAUGGCAGAGAAAACCAGAUGCCUCCUAGGCAGUCUGUUCCUUUUGGAAAUGGAAUGGCUCCUACCCAUCCCACACACCCAUCUACAAACACAAGCCAAGGUCCCGAUCAAUCUGUGCAAGUAAAAACUGUACCUAACAAUCCAGAAUCAUCACAGAUGCAAUACCCCAGGCAGUUGAAUCGUUCUUCUCCACAGGCUGUGGUUCCUAAUGAUGGGGGUUCGGGCAGUGCUCAGUCACAAGGUGGACCAGCUCCUCAGGUGCCACAACAACGCCCUGGAUUCACCAAACAGCAGCUGCAUGUUCUCAAAGCACAAAUACUAGCAUUUAGGCGAAUCAAGAAAGGUGAAGGUACACUCCCUCAAGAACUUCUUCGGGCUAUCGCUCCCCCACCUCUAGAGCAACAGCUACAGCAACAAAGUCUUCCUGGAGGAAGUAUUCAGGAGAAAUCUUCUGGGAAAAUUGUAGAAGAACAUGCUGUGGAGUCCCAAGAAAAAGAUUCACAUUUACAGGCUGUUGCAUCAGUGAAUGGACAGAAUAUUUCAAAGGAGGAAGCUCUUACAGGAGAUGAGAAAGCAAGUGUAUCAACAGUUCAUGUGCAUGGAAUGCCUGCUGUGGUGAAGGAACCUACUCCUGUUGUGUCUUUGGUAAAAGAACAACAUUCUACUGUAGCUUCAGUUAAGUCGGAUCAUGAAGUUGAACGAAGUAGUCAAAAAGAUUCUGUCAAAAGUGACUUUUCUGUAGAUAGGGGAAAGUCUAUUGCACCACAAGUUGCUGUAUCUGAUGCCAUGCAACUUAAAAAGCCUGCACAAGCAACGUCCGCACCCCAGCCAAAAGAUGCGGGUUCUGUCAGAAAGUAUCAUGGACCGCUUUUUGAUUUCCCCUUUUUCACUAGGAAACAUGACUCCUUUGGUUCAGCAAUGAUGGUAAACAACAACAGCAACAACAGUAAUAAUAAUAAUCUAACAUUGGCAUAUGAUGUCAAAGACCUUCUUUUUGAGGAAGGUGCAGAAGUCCUUAACAAGAAGCGGACAGAAAAUAUAAAGAAGAUUGGUGGUCUAUUAGCGGUAAACUUGGAGAGGAAAAGGAUUAGGCCAGAUCUUGUCUUGCGGUUGCAAAUUGAAGAAAAAAAACUCCGUCUUGUGGAUUUUCAGGCACGCUUAAGAGAUGAAAUUGAUCAACAACAGCAAGAGAUAAUGGCAAUGCCUGACAGGCCUUACCGGAAGUUUGUUCGUCUUUGUGAGCGGCAGCGUAUGGAGCUAGCUAGGCAAGUGCAGGCCUCUCAGAAAGCUAUGAGAGAGAAGCAACUUAAAUCUAUUUUUCAGUGGCGUAAGAGGCUUCUUGAAGCUCACUGGUCCAUUCGUGAUGCACGAACUGCACGCAACAGGGGAGUUGCCAAAUAUCAUGAGAAAAUGUUGAGGGAGUUUUCAAAAAGAAAGGAUGAUGAUAGAAGCAGAAGAAUGGAAGCAUUGAAGAAUAAUGAUGUUGAAAGGUACAGGGAAAUGUUGCUGGAACAGCAGACUAGUAUUACAGGGGAUGCAGCUGAGAGAUAUGCUGUUCUUUCAUCAUUCCUUAGUCAGACAGAGGAAUAUCUCCAUAAGCUUGGGAGUAAAAUAACAGCUGCAAAGAAUCAGCAGGAAGUGGAAGAGGCAGCAAAUGCUGCUGCAGCUGCUGCUCGUUUGCAGGGUCUGUCUGAGGAAGAAGUUAGGGUGGCAGCUGCUUGUGCUGGAGAGGAAGUAUUGAUUAGAAAUCGGUUUAUAGAAAUGAAUGCACCUAGAGAUAGUUCAUCUGUGAACAAGUAUUAUAGUCUUGCACAUGCUGUGAAUGAAAGAGUCAUAAGACAACCAUCAAUGUUACGGACUGGAACCUUAAGAGACUAUCAACUUGUUGGGCUCCAGUGGAUGCUUUCUCUGUAUAACAACAAAUUAAACGGAAUAUUGGCAGAUGAAAUGGGUCUUGGGAAAACUGUACAGGUAAUGGCAUUGAUUGCAUAUUUGAUGGAGUUCAAAGGGAAUUAUGGACCACAUCUCAUAAUUGUUCCAAACGCUGUUUUGGUAAAUUGGAAGAGUGAGUUGCAUACUUGGCUUCCCUCUGUCUCCUGUAUUUAUUAUGUUGGGAGCAAGGAUCAACGAUCGAAAUUGUUUUCUCAAGAGGUUUGCGCCUUGAAGUUUAAUGUCCUUGUGACAACUUAUGAGUUCAUCAUGUAUGAUCGCUCCAAACUAUCAAAAAUUGAUUGGAAAUAUAUAAUAAUUGAUGAAGCACAAAGGAUGAAAGACAGGGAAUCGGUUCUAGCACGUGAUCUUGAUAGGUAUCGUUGCCAACGGCGCUUGCUUUUGACUGGAACACCAUUGCAGAAUGAUUUGAAGGAACUCUGGUCACUUUUAAAUCUGCUUCUUCCAGAAGUAUUUGAUAAUCGCAAAGCAUUUCAUGACUGGUUUUCUAAACCAUUUCAAAGGGAGGCUCCUACACCAGACGCAGAGGAUGAUUGGCUUGAGACUGAAAAAAAGGUCAUCAUUAUUCAUCGACUCCAUCAAAUAUUAGAGCCAUUUAUGCUUAGGCGGCGUGUUGAAGAUGUUGAAGGCGCACUUCCACCUAAGAUCUCCAUAGUUUUAAGGUGUAGAAUGUCAGCUAUUCAAAGUGCUGUAUAUGAUUGGAUAAAAUCAACAGGCACCAUUCGAGUUGAUCCUGAAGACGAGAAGCUUAGGGUCCAAAAGAAUCCACUUUAUCAGCCCAAGGUGUAUAAGACCUUAAAUAAUAGGUGUAUGGAGCUUCGGAAAACUUGCAAUCAUCCUCUGCUUAAUUACCCAUACUUCAAUGAUUUUUCGAAGGAUUUUCUCAUAAGAUCAUGUGGGAAAUUGUGGAUCCUGGAUAGGAUCCUAAUUAAACUUCAGAGAACAGGGCAUCGAGUACUUCUUUUCAGUACCAUGACAAAACUCCUUGAUAUAUUGGAGGAGUACUUGCAGUGGAGGCGACUUGUAUACAGAAGAAUUGAUGGAACAACCAGUUUAGAAGAUCGUGAGUCAGCUAUAGUGGAUUUUAACAGCCCUGGUUCGGACUGCUUCAUCUUCUUGCUUAGUAUUCGUGCAGCUGGUCGGGGUCUUAAUCUCCAGUCUGCAGAUACAGUUGUCAUAUAUGAUCCUGAUCCAAACCCUAAAAAUGAAGAACAGGCAGUUGCUAGAGCCCAUCGUAUUGGACAGAAGAGAGAAGUAAAAGUCAUUUAUAUGGAAGCAGUUGUUGACAAAAUCCCUAGCCAUCAGAAAGAGGAUGAACUAAGAACUGGAGGCACUGUUGAUUCAGAGGAUGACCUUGCUGGUAAGGAUCGAUAUAUGGGAUCAAUUGAGAGCCUCAUAAGAAAUAAUAUUCAACAAUACAAGAUAGACAUGGCUGAUGAGGUUAUCAAUGCUGGGCGUUUUGACCAGAGAACUACUCAUGAAGAGCGACGGAUGACUCUGGAAACUUUACUGCAUGACGACGAGAGGUAUCAAGAAACUCUCCAUGAUGUUCCCUCAUUGCAGGAGGUAAAUCGCAUGAUUGCAAGAAGUGAAGAAGAAGUUGAAUUGUUUGAUCAAAUGGACGAAGAAUAUGACUGGAUUGAGGAGAUGACGAGGUAUGAUCAGGUUCCAAAAUGGCUUCGUACUAGUACAAGAGAAGUAAAUACUGUGAUUGCUAGUUUAUCGAAACGACCAUCUAAGAACACUUUGUUGGGUGGAAAUAUUGGUGUGGAGUCGAGUGAAGUGGGAUCUGAAACUGAAAGAAAGAGGGGCCGUCCCAAGAAAAAGCGUCUCAGCUAUAAGGAAGUAGAUGAGGAAACUGGAGAAUACUCAGAAGCAAGUUCUGAUGAGCGAAAUGGAUAUCCUAUGCAUGAAGAGGAAGGAGAAGUAGGAGAAUUAGAAGAUGAUGAAUAUAGUGGUGCUGUUGAGGCAACUCCAGUUGAAGAUAAGGAACAAGUGGAAGAAGAUGGUCCUGAAUGUGAUGGUGGGUAUGAUUAUCCGCCGGCUUCAGAAAGAGUUGGAAAUGAUCUCAUAGUCGAAGAAGCUGGUUCCUCAGGUUCGUCGUCAGACAGUCGGAGAUUGAUGCAGCCAGUUUCUCCUGUUUCCUCUCAGAAGUUCGGUUCCCUGUCUGCCUUAGAUGGUAGGUCAGGAUCUAUUUCAAAGAGGCUGCCUGAUGAAGUAGAGGAAGGGGAAAUUGUUGUAUCUGGAGAUUCUCACAUGGACCACCAACAUUCUGGAAGUUGGAAUCAUGACCGUGAAGAAGGUGAAGAUGAACAGGUUUUGCAACCCAAGAUCAAGAGGAAGCGUAGUCUUAGGGUUCGCCCCCGUCAUACCAUAGAAAGGCCCGAAGAGAAGUCUGGUAGUGAGACACAAUCUGUCCAACGUGGAGAUUCUUCUUUGUUACCUUUCCAAGUGGACCAUAAAUCUCAACCACAUACAAGGGCUGAUCCUGAAUUGAAAACAUAUGGGGAAUCCAGUGCUUUGAAGCAUGACCAAAGUGAUUCAUCCUCAAAACGGCGAAAUUUGCCCACAAGGAGAGCUGCUAGUGCAUCAAAAUUGCACCCUUCAGCCAAAUCUGGCAGAUUGAAUAACAUGUCUGAUCCUGCAGAUGCUGAUCACUACAGAGAAAAUUGGGAAGGGAAAGUUGCGCAUACAAGUGGGACUUCAGGUUAUGUUACAAAAAUGCCGGACAUCAUACAGAGAAGGUGCAAGAAUGUAAUUAGCAAGCUCCAGAGGAGAAUAGAUAAGGAAGGUCCUCAAAUAGUACCUUUACUCACAGAUUUGUGGAAGCGGAUCGAAAAUUCUGGGUACACAAGUGGAUUGGCAAAUAACAUCAUUGAUUUACGAAAAAUUGAUCAGCGCAUAGAGCGGUUAGAAUAUAGUGGAGUGAUGGAGCUUGUUUUUGAUGUCCAGUCUAUGUUGAAAAGUUCAAUGCAAUAUUAUGGGUUCUCACAUGAGGUACGAACUGAAGCCAGGAAAGUCCAUGAUCUUUUCUUUGAUAUCUUGAAAAUUGCCUUUGCUGACACCGACUUUCGAGAAGCCAGAAGUGCUCUUUCUUUUAGUAGCCCGGUUGUGGCCACCAAUGCUCUAUCCCCAAGACCAGGUGUUGGACAAACCAAAAGACACAAAUUGAUAAAUGAGGUGGAACCUGACCCCAGCCCUCAACAGAAGCUACAACGGGGACCUAUUAUCGGUAGUGAAGAAACAAGGGUAAGAAGCCAUAUUCCCCAGAAGGAAUCAAGACUUGGAAGCGGAAGUGGUAGUAGUCGGGAGCACUAUCAGCCAGAUGAUUCUCCAUUGCUUGCUCAUCCAGGAGAUCUGGUUAUUUGCAAGAAGAAGAGAAAAGACAGGGAAAAGACGGGGGUAAAAACUAGGAACGGACCAGCUGGUCCUGUUUCGCCCCCUAGCAUGGGUCGCGGUAUUAGAAGUCCCGGGCCAAAUUCAGUCUCAAGGGAGACGAGAUCAACCCAACAGGCAUCGCAUUCACAAGGGUGGGCCAACCAGCCUUCUCAGCCUGCUCAGCCUGCUCAGCCUGCAAACAGGGGUGCGGGAUCAGUUGGCUGGGCAAAUCCGGUAAAGAGGUUAAGGACGGACUCUGGAAAGAGAAGGCCAAGCCAUUUAUAAUUUGAUGUGUUUGGGAGAAGUUGUCACUUUCUUUUUAUUUCUGUUCAUAGUUUUAGUGGCAUAAGUGCAAUUAGCCAUACUGUUCAUACAGUGUAGGUCUCUUCAUUUACAACCAGCUUUUCCUAUGAAAUUGGUAGCUACUAUUAUCUGUGCCUCACAGGUCUUGCCCUCUAUACAAUAGAGGAGACCUUUGUAUAGUAUAAAUUCGCUUCAUACCAGUGUUG